This is a messenger RNA of Chironomus riparius, 1513 nucleotides long. The record is from the annotation of a GenBank genome assembly. NCBI's taxonomy places the organism in Eukaryota, Metazoa, Arthropoda, Insecta, Diptera, Chironomidae.
CUUCAAGCAUGCCCCGUCGAACAAAAGUGUGUGUAACGUCGAGAGUCGAAAUUUUCAAAGGAAGCGAUUGAGUGAGUGACAAAAAAUACAAAAAUAUUAGCUAUAGUAGUUUCUAAAGAACAAUAAAUAUCAAGUGUUAUUAAAAAGAGUUUCUAACGAGAUUACCUAUAUUAUGUCAUAUUCUGCUCGCGGUCCACCCAAGAUUGAAGGAAUGAUUUCAUUAAAAGUUGAUAAUUUGACGUAUCGCACUACACCCGAGGACCUUAGACGAGUCUUUGAACGAUGUGGCUCAGUUGGUGACAUAUACAUUCCCAGAGACCGCCAUACUCGCGAAAGUCGAGGAUUUGCUUUCGUUCGAUUCUAUGAAAAACGUGACGCAGAAGAAGCACUCCAAGAAAUGGAUGGACGUGUACUUGAUGGAAGGGAGUUGAGAGUACAAAUGGCUAGAUACGGAAGACCAACAUCUCCGCAAAGAAGACGUUAUGACCGUCGUCGUAGCAACAGAUCGCGUUCUCGUGGUGGAUCAAGGGAUAGAGAUCGUAGACGACGUUCUCCUUCUUACGAAAAACGCCGUCGUGAUAGAUCAGAAAGAUCUCGUUCUCGUGACAACAAAAGACGAUCAGAAAGCAAUUCAAAGAGUCGCAGUGCAAGCAAGUCUUCGCGUGAACAUUCACCAGUUCGCAGAAAUCGCAGUCAAAGUCGUGAAUAAAAACAGACAGUCAGCUUAGAGCAGCUUCUUUUGAUCAAAUCAUCAAAACAGUGCUUACAAAAAAAUGAAUAUGCGUUUAAAGAAUGAAAAGGAAGUUGCCGAUAUUUUGGCGGUGAAUAAAUGUCCUGUUUCGUGUUAUUGAAGAGUACAAAAGCAUGCUGAUUCCAGUACAUAUGCUGCUACUGCUGUUAAACUGUGGAGACAAUUUUCUCUUAAAGCUGAUAGCUAGCUGUACAGUUGCAGUCGCAGUACAUGGUGUUUGGUGAAUUUUUUGGGAUAAUGACUGAAGAUUGGAAGUGGGUGUGAAGAGAUAGGAGAAAGGAAAUCGGUGUUGUUUUUGGAUAGAAUCGGAUUUUUGCCGUUAGCUGUAUUUUGCUGUAGAAAAAAAAGUGUUCCCGUGCUGAAAAAAAAAUGUCUUCGCUGUUGGUGCUGUUUCAUACUAACAAGUCAUUUUGUUUUACACUCAUUUAUUGUUUUUUGUUUAAUUGCGACUUUUUCAUCCUCAUCAUCUCUCAUAAUUAAUUUUUGUUUUCACAAAAUUAUGUCCCUAAAUCUAUCUUGGAAAUCAAUUCAAGAAUAAUUUUACAGACUAGGAAAGAAACUGAAGAGAAAAUUAGUCAACAAGGUAAGUAAUAUUUAAAUGCAUAAAACUUAAUUUACGUAUGAAUAAAGCAUUCUAUCAUUUAACUUAAACAUAAAUCCUUUAUUGUUGCUAGUUAUUUCUAUCAAAAACUUGUUUCAGGACUUUGAGGUCGAUUGCUAUUACUUCUUACUGUAAUAGGUGGUAAGUUAACAUAACCGGAA